AUGGCGAGCGUCGACGAAACCGUUGCCAAUGUGCAGCGCAAGAUUGACCGUGAGAGGGCGCUGAUCAACGCGGCAAACGCCAUGCGCCAGUCAACCAACAAUCCCGCCGUGCUUUCGCGCCUCGACGGGCAGAUCAAAGACGGCCACAGAAACAUCGAGUACUUCGAGUCCAAGUUGCGAGAUCUCGACGUGCAAAGAACGUCGACGGGCAUGGAGAACAUGAGUCUGCAGCCCGGCAGUGGGGGAUCGGGUGCACGGAAGCCCGUCAACAAUCCCCUCACUCCUCCACCAAAGGACGGCUGGAGCAGCUACACGCAGCCAGACCAGGGCGGCUACGGUGGCCCACAGAGCCAGUAUAGCAAUCUCAGCGGGGGCGAUGGCCUCAUGCCACCUCGCGCACCCUAUGCACCACCAGGGCCUGGCACCACAAACAAACGUCCCAAUUACAGCAAACUAGGCAAGUCUCAUCUCAUUAAAUAUGAUACCCCGCAUCUCGGUCCCCGCAUCCAGCUUAUGCUGUCCCAGCUCGAAUUUAAGCUUAGUGUUGAGAAACAAUACAAGGAUGGAAUCGAGAAGAUGGUGCGCCUUUAUCAGAUGGAAGGCGAUCGCAAAAGCAAAACCGAUGCAGAAGCCAAGCGCAUCGAAAGUGCCCAGAAAAUCCAAUUGCUAAAACACUCCUUGAAGCGCUAUGAGGACUUGCACGUGGACAUCGAGGGCGAAGGUGGAGACGAUGACAGCCUGAACAUCCCCAGUCAAAGGAAACCCCUGAGUGGCCAUCUUUCUUUGCGCAUCCACGCCGUGGCCGACGUCGACCAUGCAGCCACUGGCCGCUUCAGUCGUGGGCCCGAAACUUUUGUCAACAUCAAGGUCGAAGAUGCAAUCAAAGGCCGCACCAAACCGACGCGUAAUGACCGCUGGAUUGAUGAGCAGCACGAGUUUGCCAUCGACAAGGCGAAUGAAAUCGAAAUCACAGUCUACGACAAGACAGGUGAUCACCUACUGCCCAUUGGAAUGCUUUGGGUUCGCAUCUCGGACAUCGCCGAAGAGAUGCGUCGCAAGAAGAUUGAAACCGAACUUCAGAAUUCUGGUUGGGUUGCUGCGGAUAAGAUGAGUGGAGCUGCUGCUGGCAUCCAGCCUGAUCUUCAAUUCCAACCUCCUCCGGGUCAGAAUCCAGCGGGCACUCCUGGAGCACCAGCUCCUGGAGGUGCGAGGCCCCAGGGUGGUCCACAGCCGCAGACUGGGCCGAUCAUGAUUGAUGACUGGUUCUCGCUCGAGCCAGUAGGCCGCAUUCAUUUGACCAUGUCUUUUGCCAAGAACACAGGCAACAAGCAGCCAUUCGACCUUGGACUUGGCCGAAAGGGUGCCGUUCGGCAGCGCAAAGAGGAUGUGGUGGAGCAAUAUGGACACAAGUUCGUCCAGCAACAAUUUUACAACGUCAUGCGUUGUGCUCUUUGCGGCGAGUUCCUGAAGUAUGCCGCUGGUAUGCAGUGUUCCGACUGCAACUACACAUGUCACAAGAAAUGUUACCCCAAGGUAGUGACAAAGUGCAUCACACAAUCAAACGCCGAAACCGACCCGGACGAGGCCAAGCUCAACCACCGGAUCCCUCAUCGGUUCGAAAACUUCUCCAACAUGGGAGCCAAUUGGUGUUGUCACUGUGGUUAUGUCCUACCACUCGGUCGCAAACAAACAAAGAAGUGUGCAGAAUGUAAUCUCACAUGCCACGCACAUUGCGUGCAUUUUGUUCCCGACUUUUGUGGCAUGUCCAUGGAAGUAGCUAACCAAAUCCUCAUGGAGAUCAAGAGGACACGAAGAGGACAAUCUGCGUCGGGUCCAGGUGUGCCACCCAUGGCUCAGCGAACACUGCGACCGCAGUCGGCCAAACCCCUGCCGCCAGCGCAAUCCCAGUAUCCUGCUCAACCAGGGCAAGAGCCGUCGCAGACCGACAGAUACUCCUACGGCAAAGAACAGAUGAGCCCACCGCCUGGUCCUCCGCGACAGCCUUCUUAUGCUACAUCAGCAGCCUCGGUCGAUGCAGCGCGUGUCUCAUACUCCACAUCGAAUUCCACCCCUACACCGACGUCUCCUACAUCCUCAACCACUUCAAGGCCAUCUUCAGGCGCACGAACGCAGUCUUCGGUGGCCGCCGCACAGGCUGCCAUGAGUAAAACUACUCCUCCAGCGCCCGGGUAUGGUCGAAGUAACACAGACUACCAGCCCCAGGGCAACAGAACUUCGGGCGGCAAUUACCCUGCAGACCAACGAACUCCCCAACAACCACAGGCUCCUCAACAAGCCCCGUAUGACCCUUCAGCUUACGCAAACAUCCCAAGCUAUCCACCAGCGCAGGCGCAGCAAGGAGGGAUGCAAUCGUAUCCGCCAGGCAAGGGCUCAUAUGCUCUUCCACAGCCAUCCCCACAAAUGCAACAGCCGCAUCAAUCACCAAUGUCACAGAAGCAGCCAGAGGCGAUAGCACAAAUACCUCCAUCCAAGCAACUUCCUCCUGCAAACCCAGAAAACAAGGUCACCCCAUCAGCCAACACACAGGGCUCUGGAAAGCGGAUAGGUCUGGAUCACUUCAACUUCUUAGCAGUGCUUGGUAAAGGUAAUUUCGGAAAAGUCAUGCUGGCAGAAACGAAGAGCACGAAACAAUUAUACGCCAUCAAGGUAUUGAAGAAGGAGUUCAUCAUUGAGAAUGAUGAAGUCGAGAGUACGCGCUCAGAAAAGCGAGUGUUUCUGAUUGCCAACAAGGAACGGCAUCCAUUCUUGCUUAGUCUGCAUGCGUGUUUCCAAACCGAGACUCGUGUGUACUUUGUCAUGGAGUACAUCAGUGGUGGUGAUCUCAUGUUGCACAUUCAAAGAGGGCAAUUUGGUACCAAACGGGCGCAGUUUUAUGCAGCCGAAGUUUGCCUCGCACUCAAGUACUUCCAUGAAAACGGUGUCAUCUACCGAGAUUUGAAGUUGGACAACAUUCUACUAACUCUAGACGGGCACAUCAAGAUUGCUGAUUACGGUCUAUGUAAGGAGGAGAUGUGGUAUGGAUCAACGACGAGCACCUUUUGUGGUACACCUGAGUUCAUGGCACCAGAGAUUCUCCUGGACAAGAAAUAUGGUCGUGCCGUCGAUUGGUGGGCAUUCGGAGUUCUCAUCUACCAGAUGCUUCUGCAACAGUCACCCUUCCGCGGUGAAGACGAGGACGAGAUUUACGACGCGAUCCUAGCCGACGAGCCACUAUACCCCAUUCACAUGCCUCGCGACUCCGUUUCCAUUCUUCAAAAACUGCUGACACGCGAGCCUGAGAUGCGUCUUGGAUCUGGUCCCACUGAUGCGCAAGAAAUUAUGUCUCACGCCUUUUUCCGCAACAUCAACUGGGACGAUAUUUACCACAAGAGAGUGGCACCACCGUUUGUGCCCCAGAUCAGCAGCCCCACGGAUACGAGCAACUUUGAUACAGAGUUCACGAGCGUAACGCCGGUCCUUACGCCCGUUCAAUCCGUCCUUUCGCAAGCGAUGCAGGAAGAAUUCCGCGGAUUCUCUUACUCGGCCGACUUUAAUUAG
Molecule: messenger RNA, 3558 nt
Organism: Plenodomus lingam JN3
Lineage: Eukaryota; Fungi; Ascomycota; Dothideomycetes; Pleosporales; Leptosphaeriaceae
Source: RefSeq, a predicted model, not a curated record